AUGCCAUGCACAAGAUAUACACACACUAAUAGAGAAGUACAAGCUCUGCAACCAGUGCAACUGUGCAAGUAUAAGCUUAUACUCAUAUUACACAUGGCUGCUAGCAAGCCUGCCACUGCUGCCGCUGCUGGUCCUCAUAAGCUGGAGAUGGGCGCCUUCCAACCCUGCGUGUGGGGUGACUUCUUCGUCACCUACAACCCUCCCCUCUCGCAGAGCUCGGAGAUGACGAUGCAAGAGAGGGUGGAACAACUCAAGGUCCAAGUGCGCGCCCUGUUAGAGGACAACAAGAACAGGAGUGUGGCUGAUGUUGUGACACUCGUGGAAAUGCUCGAGCGGCUUGGCAUCGGCAACCACUUCCGUGGGGAGAUUGGCACGGCACUAAGGCACGUGCUAAACGAGGAGCCGGAGUUUCCAGCUAGCUCUGACGACCUCCACAUCGCCGCUCUUCGGUUUCGCCUACUUAGGCAGCAUGGGCUCUGGGUAUCUGCUGACAUAUUUGACAAGUUCAAAGAUGAGACAGGAAAUUUCAGCACAAGCCUAUGCAGUGACCCAGUGAGCCUUCUGAGCCUUUACAAUGCAGCGCACCUGGCAACACCUAGUGAGGAUGCACUAAGUGACGCAAUCGUCUUUUCGAGGUACCACCUCGAGGCAAUGAGAAACAAGCUUAGGCCACCAAUGGCAGAACAAGUCUCAUGUGCCCUCGACAUUCCUCUCCCACGGACCGUCAGGCGGUUGGAAACAAUGCAUUAUAUAAAGGAGUAUGAGCAGGACGAGUCUAACAAUGGCCCGCUCUUGGAGCUCUCCCGGCUUGACUUUGAAUUGGUCAGGUCCCUUCACCUCAAGGAGCUUAGGGAUCUAUCUUUGUGGUGGAGAGAUCUUUAUGACAAUGUGAAGCUAAGCUAUGCCCGGGAUCGUCUAGUGGAGAACUAUUUCUGGACAUGUAGCGUGUUCCAUGAGGAGGAGUACUCCCGCGCACGACUAAUGUUUGCAAAGACGUUCGGUCUGCUAUCCCUGAUGGAUGACACCUAUGAUGUCCACGCGACCCUGGAGGAUUGCUAUAAACUCAAUGAAGCUAUACAAAGAUGGGACCGAAGAGCGGUGUCUAUUCUACCUAAAUACCUGCAUAUGUUUUACAUCAGAUUGUUGGCUAACUUCAGAGAGUUUGAGGAUAUGUUGGGACCACAUGAGAAAUACCGUGUAUCUUACGCAAAGACAGCGUUUCAGUCAUCGUCUGAAUAUUACCUCUGUGAGGCCAAAUGGUCCAACGAAAAGUAUGCCCCGAGCUUCAAGGAGCACCUAGAGGUUUCACGUAUGUCGUCAGGCUUCCCCACACUGGCCCUUGUGCUACUCAUGGGUGUGGACAACACAGCAACCAAUGAGGCAUUUGACUGGGCAGCCGAUGUCCCAGACAUUGUCUGCGCAAGCGGAGUGAUCGCUCACUUUCUCAACGACAUUGCUUCUUACAAGUUGGGAAAGACCAAGAAGGAUGUGGCUAGCUCUGUGGAGUGCUACAUGAAGGAGAACCUCGUAGGGGGGCAGGAGGCUAUCGUGGCAAUCUCGGCGUUGGCCGAAGAUGCGUGGAGGAUGAUCAACCGAGCAUGUAUGGAGAUAGAACCCGCACUGUUGCCAGCGGCACAAUUGGUGGUGAACCUGACAAGGACGUUGGAGGUUAUAUACCUUGGUGGCAGGGACGGCUACACAUUUGGUGGUGACCUCAAGGGUCUCAUCGCCGCGCUCUUUCUCAAGCCCAUAUAUGUCGUUUAA
Triticum turgidum subsp. durum (durum wheat) is the source of this 1764-nucleotide messenger RNA. Lineage: Eukaryota; Viridiplantae; Streptophyta; Magnoliopsida; Poales; Poaceae. The record is from the annotation of a GenBank genome assembly.